AUGCUGCGCGCGGCGGCGGCUGCCGCCGCCAUCUUCCCGGCGCGGUUCGCCGCCGCACCGGCCGUGGCGGCGGCGGAGGACCUCAGGUCCCCGCUGCUCAGGGUCCUGGGGACGCUGAGGGGCGGCCGCAGCUCGGUGCUGCUGGGGAGGAGGGCGCGAUUCUGCUCCAACUCAAGCGACACCGAGGCGGCGGCGGCAGCAGAGGCGGAGGCGAAGGCCGAAGAUGCGACCGUUGCGGAGGGGGAGGCGGACGGCAAGGCGUCCUCCGCCAUCGUGCCCACCAACCCUCAGAUCGAGGACUGCCUCUCGGUUGUAGCAUUACCUCUUCCACAUCGACCACUCUUUCCUGGAUUUUACAUGCCAAUCUAUGUAAAGGACCAAAAGCUCUUGCAAGCCCUAAUAGAAAAUCGCAAAAGAUCAGCUUCGUAUGCUGGUGCCUUUCUUGUGAAAGAUGAAGAAGGCACUGACCCUAAUAUUGUGACUGGUUCAGAUUCAGAGAAAAGCAUUGAUGAUCUGAAAGGGAAAGAUUUGCUUAAGCGUCUUCAUGAAGUUGGGACGCUUGCUCAGAUUACAAGCAUUCAAGGGGAUCAGGUAGUGCUACUUGGUCACAGGCGUUUACGGAUAACUGAGAUGGUUGAAGAGGAUCCACUAACAGUUAAAGUUGACCAUCUAAAGGAAAAGCCCUACAACAAGGAUGAUGAUGUUAUAAAAGCUACUUCAUUCGAAGUUAUAUCAACUUUACGGGAAGUUCUAAGGACAAGUUCCCUUUGGAAGGAUCACGUGCAAACCUACACACAGCACAUUGGUGAUUUUAACUACCCAAGGUUAGCAGAUUUUGGUGCUGCUAUCUCUGGUGCCAACAAGUUGCUUUGCCAGGAGGUGCUCGAGGAAUUAGAUGUAUAUAAACGUUUGAAGUUGACUCUGGAGUUAGUAAAAAAGGAAAUGGAGAUUAGUAAGUUGCAGCAAUCCAUAGCAAAAGCAAUAGAAGAAAAGAUUAGUGGAGAUCAGCGACGUUACUUAUUGAACGAGCAACUUAAGGCGAUCAAGAAGGAGCUGGGUUUAGAGACUGAUGACAAAACAGCAUUGUCUGCAAAAUUUAGGGAACGUAUAGAAUCAAAGAAGGACAAGUGUCCUCCUCAUGUUCUUCAAGUCAUUGAAGAAGAGCUUACCAAGCUGCAACUUUUGGAAGCCAGUUCUAGUGAGUUCAAUGUAACUCGUAAUUAUUUGGACUGGCUGACAGUAUUGCCAUGGGGAAAUUAUAGUGAUGAAAACUUCGAUGUCCACCAUGCUCAGAAAAUUCUCGAUGAAGACCAUUAUGGUUUGAGUGAUGUAAAAGAGAGAAUACUGGAAUUCAUAGCAGUUGGGAAGUUAAGAGGGACUUCACAAGGCAAGAUCAUAUGUCUUUCUGGCCCGCCUGGAGUUGGUAAAACCAGUAUUGGUCGUUCAAUUGCACGUGCACUAAACCGACAGUUCUAUAGGUUUUCUGUUGGAGGUUUGGCUGAUGUGGCAGAAAUCAAGGGCCAUCGACGGACGUAUGUUGGUGCAAUGCCAGGGAAGAUGGUGCAAUGUCUUAAAUCAGUCGGGACAGCAAAUCCUCUAGUGUUGAUAGAUGAGAUUGACAAGCUUGGGAGGGGGCAUUCUGGCGAUCCAGCUAGUGCAUUGUUGGAACUUCUCGAUCCUGAGCAGAAUGUUAAUUUCUUAGAUCACUACCUCGAUGUUCCUAUUGACCUAUCUAAGGUUCUGUUCGUUUGCACAGCAAACGUUAUAGAGAUGAUACCAAAUCCAUUGCUGGAUAGGAUGGAGAUCAUUGCAAUAGCUGGAUAUAUAACUGAUGAGAAGAUGCAUAUUGCUCGGGACUAUCUUGAGAAGAAUACAAGAGAGGCUUGUGGCAUUAAGCCUGAACAGGUUGAAGUUACAGAUGCUGCUCUUCUUGCCCUUAUAGAAAAUUAUUGCCGAGAAGCUGGAGUGCGGAACCUUCAAAAGCAGAUUGAGAAAAUUUACCGUAAGAUAGCUCUGCAGCUUGUUCGUCAAGGGGUAUCAAAUGAGCCAAAAGACCAGGAGGCUCUCAGUGUCACAGCAAAUGAGGAAAUUAGUAGUAGUGAUGGUGCUGCAGCAAAAGAUGAGAUUUUGAAGGAUUCUGCCGUGGAAGAUGCUUCUGUCACCAACAAUAUUGUAAAUCCUGCCUCUGAGGAAGCUAAUGAAGUAAAUUUAGCUAACGAAGCAGUAGUUCAUGAAGUGCAUACGACUGAAGCACCCAAAGAAGACAAUGUAUCUGAGGGCAAGGACACAGAUGGAGCAAAAGAAUGUGCAGCAGACAAGACAAUUGAGAAGGUUGUGGUUGAUUCAUCAAACCUUGGUGAUUUUGUUGGGAAGCCUGUGUUCCAGGCUGAGCGUAUAUAUGAACAGACUCCUGUUGGAGUGGUGAUGGGUUUAGCUUGGACUGCUAUGGGCGGUUCUACUUUGUACAUCGAAACAACAAAAGUGGAGGAAGGGGAAGGGAAAGGUGCCCUUGUGCUGACAGGACAGCUUGGAGAUGUUAUGAAAGAGAGUGCUCAGAUUGCCCAAACAGUUGGCAGGGCUAUAUUACUGGAGAAAGACCCAGAUAAUCAAUUUUUUGCGAACUCGAAGCUGCACUUGCAUGUUCCUGCAGGGGCCACCCCUAAGGAUGGCCCAAGUGCUGGAUGCACCAUGAUAACAUCAAUGCUGUCCUUAGCCAUGGGAAAGCCUGUCAAGAAGGACCUCGCAAUGACGGGUGAAGUAACAUUAACUGGGAGAAUCCUCCCAAUCGGUGGGGUAAAAGAGAAGACCAUUGCUGCAAGGAGAAGUGCAAUCAAGACACUCAUAUUUCCAUCCGCUAAUAAAAGGGACUUUGAUGAACUUGCUUCUAAUGUGAAGGAAGGUCUCGAAGUUCAUUUUGUUGACACAUACAGUGAAAUAUAUGAUUUAGCUUUCCAGAGUGACUCCGGGACAGAAACAAGCUAGCAGAUGAAGAUCAUGGACCAAAGACGUCAGCAGGCAGAGCAUUGUAACCAAGAGUGGAGUUAAUUGACAUGAUGACAAUUUUAUUUUUGCCCCAUAAGACAUUCAAUUUAAGAAAUUUUGGCUAGGUGGUUGUAGUGAGGUAGCUCAGUCAGGUGGUAUUAUGAAUAAAGAAAAGAAAGCAGUGUAAACCAAUAUAUCCAAAAGCACAAGGGAUGCACGAGGAGUUGUUAUUUAUUUAAUUUAUUUUGUUUUUGGUGCGGGAGUUGUCAUUCCUUUGAUACGGUAACAGUUCUGUAAACCAUUCGUUUAAGUCCUGCCAUUCUGUUGUGGAGGAGAGGGAGGCAUGAGAUUGCAGUAGGAGCAGAGAGCCAACUGCUUGUAUCAAUCAAUCAAUUUAUCUAUCCUCGGAUUCUCUUCGCUGGCAAAAAAGGUAAAAUGGCUGGAACGCUUGCCUGCUUCACGGCAAAGCCCUAAAUUUCGCAUUGCAAAAGUGUAAUAUUUGAUUUGAAUUUGUAUCCCUUUGAACAUUCGAUUUGCAUUUACCCUUCGUAUUCUUUCAUGUAAGAAGCGAGGGGUGCGUCCCCGGCUGAUGCAUAUCAACAUAUUCUUUGUUCC
Messenger RNA from Panicum hallii, 3597 nucleotides. Its product is annotated as lon protease homolog, mitochondrial. Gene Ontology annotation, biological process: mitochondrion organization; protein quality control for misfolded or incompletely synthesized proteins; protein catabolic process. Gene Ontology annotation, cellular component: mitochondrial matrix. The coding region runs from base 1 to 2982 and encodes 993 amino acids. NCBI's taxonomy places the organism in Eukaryota, Viridiplantae, Streptophyta, Magnoliopsida, Poales, Poaceae. The transcript is spliced from 20 exons. The record is from RefSeq and is a predicted model, not a curated record. Gene Ontology annotation, molecular function: single-stranded DNA binding; ATP binding; serine-type endopeptidase activity.